AUUUAUGGGAUUAAAUUUAUGCCUCCAAUUAAAAAAAGAAACCCAGAAGACGACGACUGAGUGGCCAUAAAAAGAAGUCAAGCGCAGCGACUCCUCCUUUCCUUCCAUUCCUCCUUGUCCUCCUCCUACAGAUUUCAGCCACUUUCCUUUUCCCACCGUUGUUCCCCUCAUUGCCGCGUCUCGGCCCCUUCACCCAAAGCAUGAACGGGACCGCCAAAUUUCUUCUUGGCCUGCUCUUCUUCACGUCGCUCAUGACCAACAUCAUCCUCAUCUGUAUGUUCGCCCGCAAGGCGGCGCCCGGGAGGAACGGCUGCUCCCCCUCUAAGGGCGAGUCCCGGAGUGGUGGGCACCGUGGCCAGGAUUCGGUGUUCGCUGACCUGACUGCCGCCGAGCACGACGCUGUGAAGCGGUACGUCAUGGCGCUGGCCAGUCUGAACAUCACCGAUGACCCCUGGGCUGACCCCACCGAGAACUCCCUCUUCCUCAUUGAGCUGCACCUGCCCCGGAAGGAAGAGACUCAUCGGUAUCUGGAAGGCGUGGGUGACAAGCCCCCCAGGGAGGCCAUUGUGGUGCUGUUCAGGGGGUCCCAGGCUAGGAUAGAGGAGUAUGUGGUGGGGCCGCUGCCAGAGCCCACCUACCACCGGGAUGUCACCGUGGAGAAGUAUGGCCGCUACCCGCCCUUCAGCUCCCGCCCCAUCUCCAACUGGGAAUACGAUGCCUUCCUCCAUCAUGUCUGCCAGAAGGAGCUCUCAAAGGUGACCGCCAUCCUGGAGGAGAGCUUCGGAGGGGCCGCUGACAAGUUCUACACCAUUGAAAGCCAGCCAAGGGGCUUCAGUUCGGGAAGGAGGGAGACAUGGCUUUCCUUCUGCUUUGCCCAGCCCGGGUACUUCCUUCAGCCCAUGGGCUUUGAGAUCUUCCUGGAUCACAGCGAUGCCAACGUCUCCCAGUGGGAGAUCCUCAAGGUGCUCUACAACGGCCAGUACUUUGACAGCCUGGAGGACCUGAAGGAGAAAUACGAGCAGGGCCACGUCAAGAGGGUCACACUGCAAGGGAAGAAGGAGCUGGGCACCUUAAUGCCCAGGACAAAGACGGAAGGUGUGCCACCCCUGGAGGUUGACCCGAGGGGCCGGCGGUACACCCUGGAUGACAACCGGGUGCAGUACCUCAACUGGAGCUUUGACUUUGGGCUUAGCCUGGUCCAUGGCUUCCGUGUGUUUGAUGCCCGAUUUGCAGGGCAGCGUGUGGCCUACGAGGUCAGCGUCCAAGAAGCUGCCAGCGUCUACGGAGCCUCGGUGGGUGCAGCAAUGCUAACCAAGUCUCUGGAUACGGGCUUUGCCAUGGGGAGCUCCGCUCACGAGCUGGUGCGGGGCGUGGACUGCCCUUAUCUUGCCACCUAUGUGGACACCUACCAGUAUGUCCAGACCAACAGUACCCGGCGGGUCAGGAACUCCAUCUGCAUCUUUGAGUACAGCACAGAGCACCCACUCAGGCGCCAUCUUACUAAUUAUAUCAGCGUGGGCUACGGGGGGCAGGCCAACAGCAUGCUGGUCGUGAGGACCAUCACGGACAUCGGCAACUACGACUACAUCUGGGAUUUUAUGUUCUACCAGAACGGGGCAAUGGAAGUCAAGGUGUUUGCCACGGGUUACAUCCUCACCACCUACCUGACUGAAGGCAGUCUGCAGUAUGGCCACCGGGUGGCAGCAAAUGCAGUGGGGAACAUCCACACUCACUUCAUGAGCUUCAAAGUGGACCUGGACAUCGCGGGUACAAAUAAUUAUUUUCUGACUAAGGAUAUGGCCUACCAUGAGGUGCAAAUCCCCUGGAGCCCAGAGCGCAGGGUGCAAGUGCCCAAGUUGGUGGAGAAGCAAUUGAAGACAGAAAAUGAGGCAGCCUUACGAUUUGAUCAGAAAAUUCCCCGCUACCUGCACAUCGCUAGCAAUAAGACCAACAAGUGGGGUCACAAUCGCUCGUACAGGAUUCAGGUGCUCAGCUUCAAUGGGGACCACCUGCCCGAAUCUGUUCCAGAGGAGGCGGCCGUGUCCUGGGCCAGGUAUAAAGUUGCCAUCACUAAACACAAAGACCACGAAAGCACCAGCAGCAGCCUCUACAACCAGAACGACAUGUGGUCCCCAGCCGUCAACUUCAGCAGCUAUAUCAACGGCGAGUCCAUUGAAAAUGAGGAUCUUGUGGCUUGGAUCUCGACUGGAUUUCUUCACAUUCCCCAUGCCGAGGACAUCCCCAACACUGUCACUGCUGGCAAUGGAGGCGGCUUCUUCCUGAGGCCACACAACUACUUCGACGAGGACCCAUCCAUCAACUCGCCUGACUCUGUCUACCUCGACCCCAGCAUCCCUUCGGACAGCUGCGAACUGAACCCCAAUGCCUGUUUGCAGAAGGAGGCCUGCAUGCCCAACUUGCCUGCCUUUACCUACAAUGGCUUCGACGAGGUCAUUCAAAUCUAGGUUGGAGGACUUUGGGUUUGGUGGGGGAGC
Messenger RNA from Polypterus senegalus (gray bichir), 2495 nucleotides. It is a transcript of the gene aoc2, whose product is annotated as amine oxidase copper containing 2. Gene Ontology annotation, biological process: amine metabolic process. The transcript is spliced from 4 exons. NCBI's taxonomy places the organism in Eukaryota, Metazoa, Chordata, Cladistia, Polypteriformes, Polypteridae. Bases 201 to 2465 code for a protein of 754 amino acids. Gene Ontology annotation, cellular component: plasma membrane. The record is from RefSeq and is a predicted model, not a curated record. Gene Ontology annotation, molecular function: quinone binding; copper ion binding; primary methylamine oxidase activity.